Messenger RNA from Triticum turgidum subsp. durum (durum wheat), 507 nucleotides. The record is from the annotation of a GenBank genome assembly. NCBI's taxonomy places the organism in Eukaryota, Viridiplantae, Streptophyta, Magnoliopsida, Poales, Poaceae.
AUGAUUUUAGCUGACCGCCUAUAUAUAUCAUAUGAGAAGGAGAUUGAACGCAAGCCAUCGCUUGAGGAAUCGACCACCAUUUCUUUUUUAGUUCUUGUGAUCUUCGGUAGCAACAAGAAGUCAAGAGCAACACCAUCGAUGGCACAGGGAACCAUGGUACCCACCCUUUUGGUGCUGCUUCUAGCCGUUUGCUACGCAACCACCGUCGUCCAUGCCAAGGAGUGGACCGUUGGUGACAACAAGGGAUGGAGCUUCCGCGUCUCCGGAUGGGAGCGUGGCAAGCACAUCCAAUCCGGCGACGUGCUUGUGUUCAAGUACAACCCGAGUAUGCACAACGUGGUGCAGGUGGGAAAAGGCGACUAUAACUCAUGCAGGGUCUCGGGCCCGUCGAGGACCUACACCUCCGGCAAUGACCACAUCCAGCUCGCCCGCGGAGGCAAAGCAUUCUUCAUCUGCAGCCUUCCGGGUCACUGCCAGCAAGGCAUGAAGAUCGUUGUCACUGCUUAA